Chelmon rostratus (copperband butterflyfish) is the source of this 1840-nucleotide messenger RNA. RefSeq names its product synapse-associated protein 1-like. The transcript has 9 exons. The record is from RefSeq and is a predicted model, not a curated record. Gene Ontology annotation, cellular component: synapse; cytoplasm. NCBI's taxonomy places the organism in Eukaryota, Metazoa, Chordata, Actinopteri, Chaetodontiformes, Chaetodontidae. Bases 102 to 1199 code for a protein of 365 amino acids.
CUUGACAGUGUAGUUCCUGGUUGCAUAAAGUCAAGAAUAACCUCCUGUUCGGAUUGUUGUUUUUGUCAUCUUUAAGCUAACAGUGUUUAAUUUCGACCAAUAUGUUUAAAGGUUUCGGGACGUGGUUGGGUUUGGAGAACCCGACAUACACGAAGACACCGGAAGACAAAGAAAACUUGAGUGAAGAGCAGGAAGAGAAGGUGGUAGAGGCACAAAACGAGGUAAACAAACAGCAACCAGCUGACAACGAUGGAGAAGAACCAGAAGCGAACCAGGAGAGCUCUGAGCAGGGCAAAGGACUGGGUGAUUACAUCUUCAGUUUUGCAUCCAGUGCCACGAAGAAGAUCUCCGAGUCGGUGGUGGAGACAGCUCAGACCCUCAAGAAGACUGUGGAAGAAGGGAAAAUCGAUGGCAUCAUAGACAAGACUUUUCUUGGAGACUUCCAAAAGGAGCAAGAGAAGUUUGUACAAGAGAAGAAGGCAAAAAAAUCAGAAGCAGCAGUGCCUCCCUGGGUCGGCUACAAUGAGGAGGAGACGAUCCAGCAACAGAUCCUUGCUCUGUCAGCUGACAAGAGGAAUUUCUUGCGAGACCCUCCCGCUGGUGUUCAGUUCCACUUUGACAUGGAGCAGAUGUAUCCUCUGGCUGCAGUGAUGCUGGAGGAAGACCAGCUCCUCAACCGCAUGCGCUUUGACUUGGUUCCUAAACAUGUGAAGGAGGAGGUUUUCUGGAGGAACUAUUUCUACCGCGUGUCUCUGAUCAAGCAGUCAGCUCAGCUCACAGCGCUGGCAGCCCAGCAGCAGCAGCAGAUGGACGGUGAGGACAGAGGGGCCAAUGCUUCACCUGAGGACGUCGUCUUAACAGACAACGUCAGACCAAAAACUCCACCGGUUUCCAUCAACAGCAUACAGAAGCCACAUCAAGAAGAAGAGGAGGAGAUGUCGGCAAGUCCUGGCGUGUCCGAGUUUGUGAGCGAUGCUUUCGACUCGACGGCCAUCAACCAGGAGGACCUGAGGAAAGAGAUGGAGCAGCUGGUGCUGGAUAAGAAAGACAGCGUCCCUUCUCCUGAUGAUGAGUCAGCUGACUGGGAGAAGGAGCUGCAGCAGGAGCUUCAGGAGUACGAGGUGGUGACCGAGUCAGACAACAAAGACGACCAAUGGGAUCAAGAGAUCGAGAAGAUGCUGCAGGCAGAUGACAGCUAGACAGCUACUGCUUCUGUGUCUCCUGUACAGCGAUGUGGCCCAGAAUGGAUGAAUAGUGACCGGCGAUGCACAAGGGGAUGAACUUCCACAUCCUCUGCCCCACCCGACUGUGAUUGCUAUCUUGUAAACAUUCUCCUGUUCCUGAUGAAGGUGUAGCUCCAAUAGCAAGAGUGCGUCAUCUCUGCUCAACAGCGGUUCUGUUCAGGGCGUUUUACUUUGUUGAUCCUUCCUGAACGAGUUUUUUCUCACCUUGCUUCCCCUACCCUCUCUGUCUGUUCUGAUGGGAAACGCUGCUAGAGGGCGCUGCAGCACAAGUUCCAAGAAUUUUAGCGCAAGUUUCAAAUGAAAACUGAAAUUUUAUGUUUCCACAGCUGCUCUCCGGUGGGUUGUACACUAAAGUCUUAGUGUAGUUACAGUACAGUCAAAUCAAAUGUAAAGUUGCAUUUAUGUAAAUAAAGAGGAUUCUAACACUGUAAUUCUAGUUUCAUUUCCCUCUCUUUACAUCUGCUUGGCUCUUUACAUUCUGUAUCGUAUUUUACCAGUGUGCUUGUCUUUACUUUGUUUCUCUGCAGCUGAAAUACUGUACAUCUUCUGUUCUGUUAUUUCUGUUGUCUGUCAUCCUUAAUAAAUAUUUAUCUGUA